Messenger RNA from Cryptomeria japonica (Japanese cedar), 2401 nucleotides. RefSeq lists its product as uncharacterized. Lineage: Eukaryota; Viridiplantae; Streptophyta; Pinopsida; Cupressales; Cupressaceae. The transcript is spliced from 18 exons. The record is from RefSeq and is a predicted model, not a curated record. The coding region runs from base 104 to 2125 and encodes 673 amino acids. Gene Ontology annotation, molecular function: NADH pyrophosphatase activity; NAD binding; ADP-ribose diphosphatase activity.
UCAAUUUUAUCUGCUUUUGCACACGCUCAGGAAGAAGCCAAAUUUAAUAGUGCUUACAUCCAAUCUUGUUUGGAAAAGGUUGCUCCUUCCUUCUCAAACUAUAAUGGUAAUCUCAACGAAAGAUGUUUCAUCUACCAGCGAUGAUGUCAUCAAUAGUGUCGAAACAGUUUUGAAGGACUCCUCUGCACAAGAAAUAUGUGAAGUGCUGAAAGCCCAGGAAGACAGAUAUGAUGGUGUAAUUGUUGACGUAGGGAAUAUGCAAAACGAUGCCACUCGUUUUGCGACUUCACUGAAAGCAUCACUUUUUCAAUGGGCGCGCCAGGCGAAGAGAGCGGUGUGGAUUAAAGUGCCCAAAGAACAGGCAACACUAGUUCCCGUUGCGAUUGAGGCAGGAUUUUGGUACCACCAUGCAGAGCCUUCAUAUGUGAUGUUAGUGUAUUGGAUCCCUCAAAUUCCUUGUACCAUCCCUCAUAAUGCUUCGCAUCAAGUGGGAAUCGCAGCUUUUGUAUUCAACGACAAAGGAGAGGUUCUAGUAGUUCAGGAAAAGUGUGGACCUCACAAGGAUUCUGGGUUGUGGAAGAUGCCAACAGGAAGGGUUAACCAGGGGGAAGGCAUUAAGGAAGGGGCCAUAAGAGAAGUUCAUGAAGAAACAGGGAUUGAAACAGAAUUUGUACACGUGGUCGGAUUCAGGGAUGGUCACAAUUUUCUGUUUGGAAAAUCUGAUAUGCUCUUUGUGUGUAUGCUGAAAUCCGUGUCUUGUAAUAUUGUUAUACAAGAAACCGAAAUUUCAGCAGCCAAGAUGGCCGUCGAGGAAUUCGCAGCUCAACCUAAAAAUGAAGAGAUUACACUUCUAAAAGAUAUGAUUGGCGCAUGUGUGACCAGCAUGGAUGGACAAUGUGAAGGAUUUUCAGCCAUUGAGAUCCCUGCUAACUCCCGCAAACCUUCUACUUUUUACUGUGGUGCCGUUCAUACUGAAUCUUAUCUUAAUAUUGCUGUAAAAAUAUUCGAAUAUGGUCAUAUGGCCAUCAAAUUUAGAGGAGUUUGGCCACCACGUGUCUGUUAUUUUGCCCUUGGUUUGCACAAAGGAAGUGAACUUUCCCAAAGCGUACAAGAACUAAUAUUAAAUCGUAGUAAGAUGGACGGAAGGGCCACAGCAGUUGCUUGUUACCAACGUCGAAGCACUAGCCAAAUAUACCCUGAUUAUUGCUUUCUCUGUUUAGUGCUAAGUACUUUCCACGACACAAUGGCAUUCCCCUCUAAGGAGGAUUCCUCUGCCAAUGAUAAUGCCAUCAACGACGUUGAAACAGUCUUAAACGAGCUGCGUGGAGAAGAAAUACAUCAACUGCUGAAAGCAAGGGAAGACAGAUAUGAUGGGGUGGAAGUUGACGUAGAAAAUAUGCAUAACGACGUUCGUCGUUUCGCAUCUUCACUAAAGGCUUCACUUACUCAUUGGGCAGGUCAGGGAAAGAAUGGGGUGUGGAUCAAAGUAGCCAAGGAACAGGCCAAACUAGUUCCGGUUGCGAUUGAGGAAGGGUUUUGGUAUCACCAUGCAGAACCAUCAUAUGUGAUGUUAGUGCUUUGGAUCCCUAAAACUCCUUGUACUAUCCCUGAUAAUGCUUCACAUCAAGUGGGAAUUGCAGCUUUUGUAUACAACAGCAAAGGAGAGGUUCUCGUAGUUGAGGAAAAGUGUGGACCUUACAAAGAUUCAGGACUGUGGAAAAUGCCCACAGGCAGGAUUAAACAGGGGGAAGGCAUUAAAGAAGGAGCUAUAAGAGAAGUUAGGGAAGAAACAGGGAUCAGAAUUUAUCUCUCUAAUUACAGUCGGUGCAUGAUCUACAGGGAUGGUCACAAUGCUCCUUUUGGAAAAUCUGAUCUACUUUUCGUGUGUAUGUUGAAACCAAUUUCUUUUGACAUUGUUAUACAAGAUAGCGAAAUUUCAGCAUCAAAGUGGAUGGCAAUAGAUGAAUUUGCAGCUCAGCCAAAAAUGAAGCAAAGCAAACUUCUCAAGGACAUGGCGGACGUGUGCGUUGCCAAUAUGGAGGGAAGAUGUAGAGGAUUUUCAGCCAUUGAAAUACCAUCGCGCAAACCCUCUACUUUUUAUUGCAAUCCCAUUGAUACUGAAUAAUUUAUUGGGAAAAACAGAUAUAAUGGACGUCAGUCACUCAUCUCGUUUAAUUCAUUUGUUAGCAUAUUUUGUUUCGAGGUAAUAGGAGAAAGGAAUGUGCUGAGGUUAACUUUAUACAACUAAACCGAUGAAUAAGAUCACCUCACCCCAUGUCGGUGAUGGCAUGAUAUGCCGUUUAAUAAAUAUUAGUUUGUUAUUGUUCUCUCCAAGAUUUAAAUUCUUGGGAUGCCCAGCAUUAUAAUAAAUUGUUGAAUAGUGACAUUUUUACAAAGAUGA